Molecule: messenger RNA, 1482 nt
Organism: Naegleria gruberi
Lineage: Eukaryota; Heterolobosea; Eutetramitea; Acrasida; Naegleriidae
Product: sec61-like protein
Exons: 1
Coding region: 8-1444 (478 amino acids)
Biological process (GO): post-translational protein targeting to membrane, translocation; SRP-dependent cotranslational protein targeting to membrane, translocation
Cellular component (GO): Sec61 translocon complex; membrane
Molecular function (GO): signal sequence receptor activity; transmembrane protein transporter activity; ribosome binding
Source: RefSeq, a predicted model, not a curated record
AAAAAAAAUGGCCAAAGGUUCUAGAUUGUUGGACUUGCUCCGACCAGCCAUGGCAAUUUUGCCAGAAGUUGCAAAGCCAUCCAAGACUGUUAAAUUCCAAGAAAAGGUCUUGUGGACUGCUGUUGCUCUCUUUAUUUAUUUAGUCUGUUGCCAAAUUCCAGUAUAUGGAAUUCGUAAUGCUUCAUCAAGCGAUCCAUUGUAUUGGAUGAGAGUUAUUUUGGCUUCUAACAGAGGUACUUUGAUGGAACUCGGUAUUUCACCAGUCAUCACUGCUGGUUUGAUUAUUCAAUUGCUCAGUGGUGCUAGAUUAAUUGAUGUCGAUGAAAAUAGUCAAGAAGAUCAAAUUUUGCUUAACGGUGCUCAAAAGUUCUUCGGUCUCAUCAUGACCAUUGUUGAAGCUGUUGCUUAUGUUGCUUCAGGAAUGUACGGUGAUGUCAGAGAUCUUGGUUUGGUUACUGCUUUGUUGAUUGUCUUGCAAUUGUUCGUUGCUGGUAUUGUCUGUUUGCUCCUCGAUGAAUUGUUGCAAAAGGGUUAUGGUUUGGGAAGUGGUAUUUCCUUGUUCAUUGCUACUAACAUUUGUGAAACUAUUAUUUGGAAGUCAUUCUCACCAUCCACCAUUAACACUGGUAGAGGUACUGAAUUUGAAGGUGCUAUCAUUGCUCUUUUCCACAUGUUGAUUACUCGUAGUGAUAAGGUUAGAGCUUUGAAGGAAGCUUUCUAUCGUCCAAAUCUUCCAAAUAUUACCAACUUGUUGGCUACCAUCUUGGUCUUCUUGAUUGUCAUUUACUUCCAAGGAUUCCGUGUUGAAUUGCCAUUGAGAUCCUCCAGACAAUCCGGUAGUGCUGGUGCUUAUCCAAUUCGUUUGUUCUACACUAGUAACAUGCCUAUCAUUUUGCAAACUGCUUUGGUUUCUCAAAUGUUCUUGUUCUCUCAAGUAUUAUACAAGAGAUUUGGAGACAAUAUUCUUAUAGCCUUGUUGGGUAGAUGGGAAACUCCACAAUAUGGUCAAUCUGUUCCAGUUGGUGGUUUGAUCUAUUACAUUUCUCCUCCAGGUAACUUGAAUGAAAUGUUGGUCGAUCCAAUUCACGCCAUCUUGUACAUUGCUUUCAUGCUUGGUUCAUGUGCUUUGUUCUCUAGAAUUUGGAUUAACGUUUCUGGUUCUUCUCCAAAGGAUGUUGCCAGACAACUUAAGGAACAAGGUUUGAACAUUGCUGGUCACAGAGACGAUCCUAAGGAAAUGAUUAACACUUUGAACAAGUACAUUCCAACUGCUGCUGCUGUCGGUGGUAUGUGUAUUGGUGCUCUCACUGUCAUUGCUGACUUCUUGGGUGCUAUUGGUUCUGGUACUGGUAUUCUCUUGGCUGUUGGUAUCAUUUAUCAAUACUUUGAAAUGUUCGCUAAGCAACAAGAUGAAUUGGAUAUUCCUUUCUUGAGUGGACAAUAAUUUAAUUUGUAAACAUAUAAAAAAUUUAAUAAUUAUUU